ACUACUGCCACUUUUUUAUGUAACUCCAAACAUUGAAGAAAAGUUUAUUAAGACUUUCAUCAUCAAAAUGCCACAUCGGGACAACGCAUUAUUUCACAAGGAGACAUUGCUGCUGUUGCAAUAUAUUGGAUUGUGGAAACCACAGGGAUUAUCACAGUGGAAAUCUAUUGUUUAUGAUAUUUAUGCAGCAAUGAUGGUAAUCGUAACGGUUACUUUCGGCUUCUCACAGUUUCUGGCAGUAGUUUUCUUGAGAAAGCAGAAUGUCAAAGAAUUUAUGGAGCACAUAUUCAUGGCCCUGACGACGUCUUGUGUCAGUUUCAAAGUAGUCAACCUUCUUUACUGUCGAUCAAAAAUAUCGAAUAUUUUGAGAACGUUGACAGGAGCUCCGUUCAGAUGUGAGAAUGCUGAGGAGCACGAAAUCCGUUAUCAAUUCAGCAGAAAAGUUCGGAAUGUUUCCAUUUCUUCUUUUGCAUACUUUAUGGUGGCACUUCUAUAUUAUUCGUUUGAAGCGUUGAUGGAGAGUUUUCCAGAGAGGAGAUUACCUGUUGCGAGUUGGUUGCCAUAUGAUUACUCAAGUAUAACGUCAUGGUGGUUUUCAUCGGUGUAUCUUUUAUUUGCCAUGAUUGUGGGUGGUUUAAUCACAGUAGGAUUCAAUGUUCUCUUCUUCGAGGUGAUGAUGCAGAUAGUUGCUCAGGUGAAGAUAUUGAAGAAUCGACUAGCCAAGAUGAUAGACACUCUCCAGGAAGCCGAUGGGAGGAAGAAUAAUUCCGAUGAACGGUUGCAGGAGUGUAGACUGUUUCGUCGUUGCGUUGAAUAUCAUAUUGAUAUCCUCAGAAUAGCUAAAGAGACAAAUGGUAUUUUUGCUGCCAUUGUAUUAAUCCAGUAUUCAAUUACAUCACUGGUUUUAUGCUCAACCAUUUACCUCAUGUCAGGAGCGACAACUUCCACCGGACAUUUUCUGAAAUUCGGCGCUUACUUUGGGUGCAUGUGUCAUCAAAUAUUAAUUCUCUGUUACGCUGGUCAUUACACAUUUUUAGAGUUUUCUAGUAUCCGGGACGUUUUAUAUUCUUCUGAUUGGACUGAACUCAGUAUAAUUAAUAAACAAUCAUUGAGACUAAUGCUGGUUAAUGCUGAAAAACCGUUGGUUUUCGAUUGCGGCGGAAUAUUACAGCUGGACGUCGAAGCUUUAAAAAAUGUGUUAAAAUUGGCUUAUUCGAUCUACAAUAUUCUCUGAGGCUUCGAUGACGUCUUCGAACCGAUUUUUAAUGAGAAAAUUAAUCCAAUAUUUUAUCAAAUUAAUGAAUUAAUAUUUGACUCGCGAGGCGAAAUAAUAAGAAAGCAGAAACAAUGUCCGAGGAAUUAAUCGAGUAGAAUUCACAUUCUUUGGUGUUGCAUCCAAUUGCAAAAUUCCAUAAGAAAUACCUGAGCGAAUGCUCCAAAAACAUUCUAUCAUGUUUUUAUUUGAACCACUGUUAAGUCUGCCAAUUUUGUUGAAAAAUUGUUUACGU
Molecule: messenger RNA, 1508 nt
Organism: Fopius arisanus
Lineage: Eukaryota; Metazoa; Arthropoda; Insecta; Hymenoptera; Braconidae
Product: odorant receptor Or1
Exons: 5
Coding region: 68-1234 (388 amino acids)
Biological process (GO): sensory perception of smell; detection of chemical stimulus involved in sensory perception of smell
Cellular component (GO): plasma membrane
Molecular function (GO): odorant binding; olfactory receptor activity
Source: RefSeq, a predicted model, not a curated record